AUGCCUCUUUUUCAUUUUGGCAAUUGUUUAGCAUUAGCUUGUGGACCAGUUUUAUUAACAUAUAAAUAUUCGGGUUUAGCUGAAUAUAAUGCAUUUUGGAAAUGUGUUCAAUCGGCAGUUUUUUAUUUAUUCGUUCAAUUCGUUAAAAUGCUGAUUAUAGCUACUUUUUUUCCACCAGUCGAUGAAUCAUCGGUAUUUGUUGUUCAAACAGAAUUCUUAAAAAAUACAGUCGAUAUAUUAGAUCUAGUUGGUUUACAUUUUGUUAUAACACGCAUUUGUGGUAAAACAGAUUUGAAAUAUUUAAUUGCAGCUAUUGGAUGGACUUCCGCUGAAAUUAUUGUUACAAGAUGUUUGCCAUUAUGGGUAGGUGCUCGUGGUAUUGAAUUUGAUUGGAAAUAUAUUCAAAUGAGUCUUGAAUCAAAUAUUACUCUUAUUCAUUAUCUGUCGAUGGCUACGCUUGUCUGGCUUCGGACACGUAAUGAUUUUAAUAAAUCAUAUACUCCACUUAUUAAUGUUCUUCUACUUCUUUCUUGUUAUCGACCAUUGAUUCUCGAGUAA
Adineta steineri is the source of this 558-nucleotide messenger RNA. The record is from the annotation of a GenBank genome assembly. NCBI's taxonomy places the organism in Eukaryota, Metazoa, Rotifera, Eurotatoria, Adinetida, Adinetidae.